Molecule: messenger RNA, 4656 nt
Organism: Xenia sp. Carnegie-2017
Lineage: Eukaryota; Metazoa; Cnidaria; Anthozoa; Malacalcyonacea; Xeniidae
Exons: 1
Coding region: 391-4656 (1421 amino acids)
Biological process (GO): proteolysis; DNA integration
Molecular function (GO): aspartic-type endopeptidase activity; nucleic acid binding
Source: RefSeq, a predicted model, not a curated record
UCUGGAGGUCAGCACCAAACACCCAGAAUACCUACGGUGAACGCCUUUUCGACUCAAAAUACUUCAGGUAAACAUAUUCAAUGUGUUUAUUGUAAAGAGCCACACUUUUCGGCAUCGUGUGAUAGAGUAACUGAUGUGAAUGAUCGCAAGAGUAUAUUGAGGAGAGACAAUCGUUGUUUUGUAUGCCUGCGAAUCGGGCAUCUCAGUAAAAAUUGCGAGUCAAAGAAGAAUUGUAGACGUUGUCAUGGGGCUCAUCAUCAAUCGAUUUGUGAAGUGAUUAAGCCAAGUUUUACGCCUCCUCAACAAAAGAAUGCAAAUGAUCCCAAACUUUCCCCCACUGGAAACAACCUACCAGAAACCAAGGAAGGAAACAACGUUCGCACAGCUACUAUGAUUGAUGGAGAUAAUUACUUAACGACGAAUACGGCAAAAACGCGUAAUCAAGUUCUUCUGCAAACAGCUAUUACAUACGCCAAUGGUGGGAAUGGUUCCAUUCCUAUACCUGUUCGCGUGCUUUUGGACAGCGGUAGUCAGCGCACUUAUGUCACAAAUUCAUUAAAAACCCGGCUUGGACUAGUUCCCAUCAGAAAAGAAGUUGUUAAUUUAAAUACCUUUGGCAACCAACAUUUCACAAAGCAAAAAUGCGACUUGGUUCAUUUGUCCCUGAAAGGAAAGAAUGGAAAUCGAAUCAUAACAGCUCUUUGCUUCCCAAAUAUUUGCUCUCCGUUAACAACGACAAUUGAUCUCAAUCAUUAUCCUCAUCUGAUGGAGUUGCAGCUUUCCGAUACCAAUAUCCUCUCUGGACGACAGACGGACAGCAACAUCGACAUUCUAAUUGGAGCAGAUUAUUAUUUUGAUAUCAUGACAGGCGAGAUUAUAAGAGGUGAAGGUGGUCCUGUUGCGAUUAAUAGUGAAUUUGGCUGGAUUAUCACUGGACAGAUGAAUGAUGGUGAAACUAAUUCGAAAUUGUCAAACGUUAAUUUAAUCAUCGAAGAUUACUCUUUUUCAAAGGAAUUUCCGCUUGACAAGAGAGAACCCAAAUUACAUGAAUGCUUGAAACGGUUUUGGGAGAUCGAAUCAAUGGGAAUCAAAGAAUCCAACGAAUCACAGGAUCAGGAGUUUCUGAAGAAUAUACAAUAUCUGGAGGAUGAAGGGAGAUAUGAAGUGAACUUACCUUGGAAAAGGGAAUAUAUUCCAAAAUCAGACUGUUACGGUAUGUGUUUGAAACGAUUACAACAGUUGAAAUCUCGUCUCGAUAAAGAUAAACCCUUAUUGCAAGAAUACGAUACAAUUAUCAAAGAUCAAGUGAAAAGAGGAAUUAUUGACCCAGUUCUUGUUGCACAUGAAACCGGUUAUUUCCUACCCCAUCAUGGCGUACUUCGAGAAGAUAAGGAAACUACAAAACUUCGCGUGGUUUUCGAUGGUUCGGCAAGAGCUACUAAGGAAGAGCAGUCACUCAAUGAUUGCCUUGAAAAGGGACCAAAUUUGGUUCCACUUUUAUUUGACACUAUGAUAAACUUUCGAGGCUUCCCCAUUGGGCUUGCUGUUGAUAUCGAAAAGGCUUUUCAUCAAAUACAAAUUGCUCCCGAAGACAGAAAGAUGCUGAAGUUUCUUUGGUUUGACGAUAUUAACCAAGUUCAACCGAUGCUAAAGGAAUACAAGUUCCGACGCCUACCAUUUGGUCUAACCCCAAGUCCUGCAAUAUUAUCUACUGUUAUUCGUCACCACGUUUCGAAAUACAGGGAUGUCGAUCCAGAAAUAGUCUCCUUAUUAAUCGAGUCGUUAUAUGUUGACGAUUUCGCUGGAGGAGCUUCUAAUGAGGACGAAGCUCUAUACAUCUAUCAUAGAUCUCGAAAAUUAAUGAGCGAGGGAGGAUUCAAGCUUCGAAAAUGGCAUUCAAACUCGCAACAUGUCCGAAAUGUUAUCGCGAAUGAUGAAGAUCGACCGUUUGUUGAGGUGGAAAAUGAAAAGGGGUCAUCAUAUGUUAAACAUAUAUCAAGUACGAUGGUGGAAGACAAUUUAGUAAAAACUCCUUCGCCUCAUACAGAGCCACAACCUAAGUCCACAUCGCAAGAGAACCGUAUCAAAAUUCUAGGAAUCAGCUGGGAUGAGAACAGUGACGAGCUGUGUUAUGAUCUUGACGAGCUAGUGCAUUAUGCAAAAUCACUUCCUGCAACUAAGAGGUCAGUUUUAAAGCUAUCUGCGAAAAUAUUCGAUCCUAUUGGCCUUUUUGCACCCUUUACUAUCAAUAUGAAGAUGUUGUUUCAAACCCUCUGCUCUUCUGACAGUAAUUGGGAUGAAGAUCUGUCUGGCAAGGCCUUAUCACGUUGGAAUUCUCUCGUUCACGACUUAAGGGCUUUAAGUGACAUACGAGUACCGCGUUGUUACUUCCAUGGUGGAUACGAUUCAUCUCCGAUUCAUCAGAUACAUGGAUUUUGCGAUGCAUCGGAAUUUGCCUUUGCCGCAGUUGUAUAUCUACGAACGGAACAUAAAAACGGUGAAAUUGAAGUGAAUUUAAUAGCAGCCAAGACAAGAGUCGCUCCUAUCAAACGACAGACCAUACCACGACUUGAAUUGUUAGGCGCAACUACCUUAGCAAGAUUAGUCGAUUCGAUUGUGAAAGCGUUGACUUCAAUAAAAUGUAUCACUGAUAUUAUCUUAUGGACGGAUUCAUUUACCACAUUGUGUUGGAUUCGAAAUCAUAAACUGUGGAAGUCUUAUGUACAGAACCGCGUAAACGAAAUCAGAAAGUUAACUAGUAGUUAUAAAUGGAGACAUUGCCCUGGGGUAAUAAACUCAGCCGACUUGCCUUCUCGUGGGUGUUCCGGAAGUGAACUUGUGCAAUCUGGAAUCUGGUGGAAUGGUCCGCAGUUUCUCCAAGAUACUGAAGAAAAUUGGCCCGAAGAUCUUCAACCUGCAAAAUUGGAUGAGGACCAUUGCUACACAGAGAUAAUACAAAAUCCUCUUCCAAUAACACAUUCCUUGACGUUAACAUCGCUUCCUGACCGUAAUUGCAUCCACUUGGAGAAGAUUAUUGACCAAGAUAGAUAUGGUACGAAGAACAAACUACUUCGUGUCACAGCACAAAUUUUAAGGUUUAUCAAGAAAUCAAGAAAGCAACUAUGCUCUGUUACGUCUGAGUUGAAUGCUAAUGAGCUACUCGAAGCUGAGAGAUUAUGGAUCCGAAAUAUUCAGUCAGCCGCGUUUUCUGACGAGUUACAAUGUAUUCGAACCGGUCGUAAAAAUGUACGAGUUCAACAACUUGGUUUGUUUCUCGAUGAUGAUCAGAUUAUUCGGUGUGAAGGUCGAAUUGCCCACUCUACGUUACCUGAUAGUGCAAAACAGCCCAUUUUGUUGCCCCCUAAGCAUACCUUUUCGAAAUUAAUUAUACGCGACUGUCACAAUAUAGUACACCACGAAGGAAUUAGAGAAACUCUGAAUUGCGUUCGAGGAAAAUACUGGAUCUUGCGUGGUCGAGAGUGCGUCAAGGGUGUUGUGCGUGGAUGUAUCAAAUGCAAGAAAUUCGAAGGUAAAGCUUUCCCAACAGCGAAGGAAGCAUGUUUGCCAUCAAGUCGAGUAAGCGAAGAGCCUCCCUUUUCAAACACCGGUAUUGACUUUGCAGGCCCCUUAUACGCUACUAACAAUCAAGGAAUGGAUAAGGUAUAUAUCUGUUUGUUCACUUGUGCUUCCACUCGAGCGGUUCAUCUUGAACUUGUUUGUUAUUUGUCUGUGCUAUCGUUUCUGCAAGCUUUCCGAAGGUUUGUCUCACGAAGAGGUUUGCCGUCUAGACUAAUAUCAGACAAUGCCAAGACCUUCAAAAGUGCCUCAAGGGAAGUUGCUAAUAUACUGAGAUCAACUGACAUACAACGCGAACUGGCUUCCAAGGGUGUCAAUUGGGAAUUUAUCAUUGAAAAGGCACCUUGGCAAGGAGGAUUCUACGAACGAAUGAUACAAAGUACAAAGAGAUGUUUAAAGAAAACUCUCGGUCGAUCCUCAAUGGAUUUUGAAGCGCUUAGAACCAUUUUGGUAGAAAUUGAGGCUACCAUUAACAAUCGUCCACUUACAUAUAUCUAUGAUGACCAAGAAGGAAUUUCUUACCCUCUGACUCCAUCUCAAUUAAUUUACGGACGGCAAAUUACUCUUACGGCUAGUGAUCGACAAUUUGAAAUCAUCAGUACGAAUCGAACUCUAACCAGAAAGGCGAAAUAUCAGAAACGUUUGUUAGAUCAAUUUAUUAAUCGUUGGAGAACGGAAUAUCUUUUAAGCGUCAGAGAGACUUCACGCUUACUUCAUGGAGCACAGAAGGAGAAGAUAGCUGUCGGUGAUGUUGUUGUGUUAAAAAAUGAUCUUUCCCCUCGAAUUUUGUGGAAAUUGGCAAGAGUUACCGAGCUCAUAGUAAGUAAGGAUGGUGUUGUUCGAGCAGCAAAGGUCUGUGUUGCGAGUACUACAAAGGGUCGAUCGUCAGAACUACGUCGUCCAAUACAACAACUGAUACCACUUGAGUUGAAUAUGCCUCCAGCAAAUAUUGUGGUUCCCAAAACUACUAGUGGAAUUGAGUCUAAAGACGAAAACUCUAUGAAAACCCGACAACGAAGAACGGCAGCCGUGAUUGGAGACCUAUUGCGACAGUCAAAUAGUAAAAACUCGUGGAAAUAA